AUGGCAACAUCAUCGAUAAUGCCAGACUGGUCUCAGCUACCGGAAGAGCUACUGCACCUUAUCUCGACGCAUCUAGAGGAUUACUGUUUUGAUUUAGUUCAUGCUCGCUCUGUUUGCACCUCGUGGCGAUCCACUUUUCCCUUUCCUUCUUCCCUGUUACGCCCAAGAUACUCUCUUCCCCACUUCCCAUUAGAAAGCAAAGACUUGUGCACCUUAGAGAAGGUUCCUUUGUUCCUCUUUAGAGUUAGAACCCCUCCUGCCGCUGAGUUGCCCUAUGAGUGUUUUCUAGGAGCAAUAGGCCGAGAUGCUUCAGAUGAUCAUAUGAAGCUACGUCCACCUUCCCUUCAGUGCUCAGUAAAAGUGAAGAUUCUAGGAUAUGAUCCAACCUUGAUGAUGAUGAACAUGCUUGACUGCCAGAUCAUCCCUCUGGGCCAUCAGUACAGAAUGAUCGGUAGGGAACACAAUCGCUCGGCUUUUCUCCCGCUAGACAAAGAGGGAGGAGGAGGAGAAUUCGUUGUGGUUAGUAGCUUCCUUUACGAUUUUAUGGUGCUAACAAGUGUAGAAAUGAGGUGGAAGCAGCUCGAGAACAUCCCAAAUGGUAGAUGCACGAAUAUAGUCACUUUUAGAAACAAAUUCUACGCAAGUUUUACUACCAGUAAAGUUGUUGCUAUCGAUCCUUAUUCGCUGGAGGUUACUAUUCUGUUUUCCUCACCUGAGAAUUUUAGCUAUCUGGUUCAGUCCGGCAAUGAAGAACUUUUCCUGGUUGAGGUAAUCUUCCCCUUUCAUAUUGAAAUCAAAUUUAGAGUGAGUAGGCUAGAUGAGGAAGCUGGUAAAUGGGUUGAGGUCACCGAUUUGGGAGGCCGUGUAUUGUUUAUUUGUAGACACUUGGGAAAUUUCUGCUGCUUCGCUAAAAAGCUUCCUCAUGGUUUGAGUGGGAACUCGAUUUUGUUCAGCCAUGGGCCACGCUAUGUAAAUUUGAUCUAUAAAUAUGGAGUACAUACCGGAAACUCAGAAGACGAUCUCAACUGUUGGAGACCGUCAGGGGAGAAAGAUGUGAUGAUCGUGGACAAUUUUUCCGGUUGGAAACUUUAG
Messenger RNA from Camelina sativa (false flax), 1092 nucleotides. The record is from RefSeq and is a predicted model, not a curated record. Lineage: Eukaryota; Viridiplantae; Streptophyta; Magnoliopsida; Brassicales; Brassicaceae.